Messenger RNA from Cheilinus undulatus (humphead wrasse), 10803 nucleotides. RefSeq names its product ciliogenesis and planar polarity effector 1 (gene cplane1). Lineage: Eukaryota; Metazoa; Chordata; Actinopteri; Labriformes; Labridae. Bases 834 to 10490 code for a protein of 3218 amino acids. The transcript is spliced from 54 exons. Gene Ontology annotation, biological process: cilium assembly. Gene Ontology annotation, cellular component: ciliary transition zone. The record is from RefSeq and is a predicted model, not a curated record.
GUUGGAACAACAUCACUUUUCUUACAAUCACACUGCAGUCUCUAUACAUGGAUGAAGUACAUACACAGAUUUGCACAGGGUUUGCGUGUACAUCAAGUAGACAUGCUCCAGGAUGGCAUUGCAACGAGUACAGCUACACUUUCUAUGAUGUCAAAGAAACUCAGAAGAAUUUGUGUUAAAAGUUUGAAAAAGCACCAGAAGAGGAAGAAGCAGUAAGUCAGGAGUUAACAUCCUCGUUGACAUUGAUGAGAGCAAAUUCUGCCAUAAACGCAAGUGUUUUUAGUGUAGUGACAUUUCGGACUGCCCCUGAAGCAUCCUUCUAAUGAAUGAUUGGAGACCGGUGUGCGCAGUCAGAGCAACACACCUGAAAAGGACAGCAGCACAUCAGACAAAGAGACCAGAGAGGGAACGGCAGGUGCGUGUGUGUACAGUACAGCAACACAAGGAGCCACCCUGAGCUGGAGAAGACCCUACUGUUUCCUGGGACGAGUAGAGCCGGCGGAGGUGCUAGGAGGACGGCCGUGUGAAGGAGCUGGUGGAGAGGCGUGAGGGGAAGCGACGCUGGAUGACAGAGAUGUGACGUCAUCAUACAUCUUGGAGCUGCGUUCCUACGGCAACGCUUUGAAGCUUCCUCCAAGAGGAUCAUGGGAAAUCAUUCUGAAAACAGCAGCGGAGGGACUUUCGAAAUAUUUCAUGUUUAGCAACGGACCACUACGCCACGAGGAAUGAAAACAGAGCUAACACGGACGGGUAGCUAACGCCAGUUAACGAAAGACUUUGCUGUCUUAUUGAACCUUUCCUCACGGAUAAAGAGCUAAUGUUGUCUCCCGGACAUGGAGCUAAAGUUGGAGGUCGUGUUGUCAUCCAGCAUCAAACGAAAGAAACCAUGGCCGCGAUUCUGCUGGCUUGGCAAGGAAAAGGAGUCCGUUUUCCUGUUAGAUGACAAACGGAUCAGUGAGAUCAACAUGGUGUCUGGUCGCACCAAGAGGAAGACUCCCAAACUUCAUCCUUUGCUAAAUAGUGUGGUGACAAUGGCAUCAUCUUCCAAUGGUAUGUGGCUUUGUGGACUCCUGAUAUCUGGAGAGCUGUUUCUGUGGAACAGGGACAAAGACUUGUUGAAGACUGCUGCAGCUGUCUCAGAAGUAGUUCAAAUGAUAACGGGGAACACCGCACGACUGUCACUGCAGGUUUCAGGGGAUGGAAUGCGUGUGCUUCUGGUAGCCAUAACGGGACAAGUCUUACUGUGGGAGUGCAUGGAUGUCAGAGAUUUAAUGGGAGUACGGGAUGGCACAGUUAAAGGACAGUGGGCACACAUCCAGCCCCUCGAAGACUCUGUUCUGCCAUCUGAACAAGACAAAGAAGCAUCCCAACACACCAUCUUCAUCAAGACAGAGCUUAUGGGUGAUUCCUGCUUAUCAGCGUUUGUUUUCACAUCUGCAAAGAAGCUAAUUAUUACCUGCCUGAAAAUUCAGUGGGAAGGCGUCCAAGGGAGAACAGGUCCUGUGGGAUACAGCGUUCAAUGGGCCACCAAGAUGUACCCUAUGUCACAUCUUACUCCACCCUGCCAACCAGUGAAGUCCAGAGGGGCCCUGGUGCCAGCCUUCUCCCCAGAUGGUCGUCUGUUAGCCAUAGUCUUGAACCAGAGACGGCCUCAGGCUACUCAAGUGCUCUUUGUGAGCACACAGAAUUUCGUCACAGUAUCAUGUGGUCUUGGAGGUUGUGGGAGUAAAAAACUGGAUAUUCCAUCUAAAUACACAAGGUCUUACUGGGUUGGCAGUGUGAGCUGGUCACCAAGCGGACUUUUUCUGGCCUGUGUCCUGAAGAGAGGUUCCCUUCUCAUGCUGCCCCGCCUCGGAGGGCUUCUUACACUGUCAAGUUCUGGCUGCAAUGUUGAUUUUGGGCCUGCACACUUCCUUCCUCUGCACCCACUCGUCACUUACAGGCCACCAGUGUCUGCAGGGAACAGAGAGGCCUCUCUGUCCAGCUCCAGCCUGUCUGUGCGGGACGUCCUGAGACAACGCUAUUCUGUCACCUGGCAUCCACGGCUGCUAUAUCUCAUCGUGUCAGAUGGCUACAUGGCGACGGUCAUGAGGGUUUUAGAUAAACCUUCUCCUGCUCUAUUGCUAAAAACACUUCUUAAUGACACAUGCAAAGACCUUGAAAAGGCCAGCAGAGUACUGGAUAAAUCACAGAUUCAUGUGAGGGCAUGGCUGGAGUCUGUAUCUUCUCUGAAUCUUAAGGGCAAUUCUGAGGAGUUCAACCCUGAUCUUACACAUGGGCCCAAGGCAGACUCUGUCAUCACAGCAGCUGUAGAUGGUUCCACUUUACCACUUUUCCUUCAGGACCAGGGGACAUUUGGUGGUACCAAGGAGCUUCUUGAGAAAAUGCAGACUUUCUUUGAGGAUGAUUCUGAUUUCGAUGGACCUCCUGUUGGUUCUCAUCUGGAAGAUUGUGGCCAUCUUGAGUUUGCCUCGAUGUUUGACACUCUCCACGCUCUGGACACACAUACUGACUCUGGACUUUUCACAAGCCCAGACUCUGAAAAGGACUUUGUUGAGACAGAAAGAAAAACUUCUCUGGUUCAUCGUGAGCUUGGGAAAAUCCAGAGUAAGCUGUUAACAGCCUGGGCCUUUGGCUUGUCUCUUGGAAAUGCUGUGGAGAAUAGAUCUCUUCUGCUAAAGCGUACCCUCUGCUGUGUGGUACGAUAUGCCGCUUUACUCCGUUUGCUCCACAAGUGGGAGAAGAAAUCCUCUUUUUCUUCUUGUCUUGUGAACUUCCUUAAAAAACUUCUCUCAUUCCUUCCCUGGGAUGGGGCUCAUUCAGAUGGACCACGCUGCCUGGGGUUGAUGGUGGAAUUUAGUAAACGGUUAAUGUGCCUCCAGCUGAGUCCUUAUCCUGACUCCCAUCAGACUGAUCGCUGUCUGAUUUCAUCCCAUAGUUUGUCUUGGGUCCUGCUCAUCUUGCAGCUGGUCUCUGGUUCUCUUGAUCACACAUACAGCCUGCAGGAGAGAAUGUUCUGGUCCUCUGGAGAGAAGGAAUCCCAGCCUCCACAGCUCUGGCCAUCAGAUGUUCUUCAUGUGGCAGUGCUAGAGGAUGGGAAGGCAGAGGAAUCCAGCCUUAUGCAUAGGGCACUCCCUGUUCCUCAGAGACCUUCCAGCAGGUUGUUUGGCAUGUGGCAGUGGGUCUACAAGAUCGCCCUGCAAUAUGCAAAGGAACUGAAAAGCUUUGAAGGCUGUGAUGGCUGGGAUGAGGAGCAACAGGAGUUGUCAAUCAUCAUAUCCCAGAUCCAAACAGCUCUGCAGGCAACAGGAGAAAGGCUUGAGAAGGGUCCUGCACUACUGAGUUACCCAGGUGAACAUCUUUUCCUGUCUGGCUGGUACACAGAGAGUGCAGAUACGUGGAGGUCACAGAUUUGUGAGGAAAGUAACAAAAGCUGUGUGCGAAGUGUCUUCAAGCAGACUCAGCUCUGCCUGGCACUCCUUUACAGUCUGUUAUCUGAGUAUCGUCUGAGAGAAGCCCAGGAACUGGGGGACCACAUGGCCUGCCUGAUCCUGAAAAGAGCUGGACAUGAGAGGAACAAUGGAAACUGUGUGACAGCAGACUCUCUUCCCUGCUCGUGGCUGCCAGUGGAUCUUCACAGUGAUACAGCGUAUGCAGUUGUCCAGACCCUGGGGAGAUUUAUGGCCUCAUAUUUCACCAACCAACCCCUCUACAUCCUGCCUCCUCACCACGUUGCCAUCCUGCCCCCUCUACAUUUACCUCAUGGUCUUGGUGUGGGCCGCUUGGUUCCAUUGUGCCAGAAGGAGGUGACAGGAGCAGUGCGACGACAGCAGCUGUCAGAAGUAUGGACGGUAGACUAUGCCCAGGAUUUGCUCCUACUUGGGGGUCUCCUUCCUGAGACUGUAUGGCUAGCUUACCAUUUAGGGGACUGGAAGACAGCAGCCUCUCUGAGCCUGGCUUAUACCAGUUACUGCAGUGACCACUUCGAUUUCACUGGGUUCCGAAGGAGAGAGCUUCACCUUCCAACAGAUUUGGAACCAGAAAGUAUUUUCCAGGUUGAGUUGGAGCAUCUUCUGGGAAGCAAAUCUGCCUCCCAGGAGCUCAAAGAUGAAAAUGAAGACAAGAGCUUUUCAGACCCUUUGGAAGGAGAAGACUGGGACUCCUUACAGGUUUCCUUACAAGAGAUUCUAAAGGCUUCAGUCAUAGCUGGAGUGAAUGUUUUGUCCUCUCCCUUGUCUUCAUUGCUGGACACAGCCAAAGAAAUGUGUUCUCUCUUUCCUGCAUUGGUGCCAAAUGGACUGUAUCUGCCUUCUCCACCUCUUUAUUGUCCUCAGCCUUCUCCCAACACACAGGAUCCUGUUGGGACAAUGGGACAGUUUGCAGAAGUGGCAUCUCGUCACAAAGUGUCUGGAGUUCUUCAAAGGUUGCUGCUGCUCUUGAAAUCAGCACGUUGCAGCCUUCCUGCAGCCCAGUGGUACAUCAGCCAUCUGCGUCGUAGCAGACAUAUACUGCAUAAGAUCAAGCAGAAAUACUCCUACCCAUCAGCUCCUGAAGAAGAAAAGUCUUUUCCAGAGGGUUUGAUGAAGUUUGUAACUCGGAGUGGAUUCUUUAGACAAGGUUCUAAUAAAGACGGCCACCUGGACCCUGACACUGUUCAAACUCUAAUCUGUUUCAGAGAGCUGUGUGCUUUGUGCUGGAUGCUUCAUGUCAGGGACCAGCUCUCCAUGUCCUGCAGGAAGUAUCAGGCUGCCAGACAGCGUUUUAGAGAGCAGAUCUCUGAUGAUUCAGAAGUAAAGUCUUCCUGUAUUGAUUCUCUCCUGUGGGCUUGUCGUUUGCUGCCUUUCUCCUGCUUCCUCAAUGCCGAGGAGAUCCUCCAGGAUAUACUGCUCAGCCUAGUGUCAGAACUUCCUCCUCUUUCUCUGGUUGCAGACACGUUGGUGCAAGCUUUCCCUGAGGAGGAAGAGUCAGUCAGAGUUCCUUUGAGAGAAAAAUAUAACUCACUGCUGCAGAGCCUGAGGCAAUGUAAUGUCCUCGAGGGUGAUAAAGAAGAGAUGAACGAGUUGAUGUUGAUUGUGAUCCAAGACAAACGCAGGCAGAGGAGAAAACAUCUCGGGCGUUUGAAGAGGCACCUGGGUCCACCUGAGUUCCAUCUGUGGGAGAAAGAGGAGGAAGAGGAGGACAGGGAAAGCAAACAUGGGAUGGCUAUGUUAAGACAGCUCUCACUGGGUACAACUCUGAGCAUGAACACCUUAACUGACUGUGGGUUUCCCCCGGUGUGCAGUGAUGGAGACACAGCGGAGAAUACGUCCGAGGCUAUUUCUCCGGAAAUGCAGACUAAAACCACAACGAGGGGCAAAAAAACUAAAAAAAUAAAAGACAAGGCACAUGUAAAGAAGGCUGCUGUGAAGACUGACAGUGUCAUCAAGGAGGAGACUCAUCUAAGUGGUGCCAAGGAGAAGGAGCAGCCCUCCCCUCCUGUAGUAGGCACCUGGGAGUUUGAGCUGGAAGAUGAAGAGUAUCUCAACUUCCUGGAGCUCUUCCUCAGCUAUGUGUUGGAGAAAGACAGCUCUGAUGGAGGGGAAUCAUUUGGAGAGCUGCCUCUGUUGAAAGGCUUCUCCUCUCAGCUGAGGGAGAGGGAGCUGCACUCACUCACCUUUGAUGUGCUCACCACUAUUCAUCGGCGUCAAAGAGAUUCAUGGAGGAGACACUCGGGCAGUGAUCUGCCAGUAUUCAGAGCUGGCUGCUGCUACAAGCCUUUAAAGCAGGGUGAAACACCUGAGCAGCAAACUUCAUCUCUUUGGAGUAAAGCCCCCAUGUCCAGAACAAACCUUUCUGUUUGCUCUUUUCCUGGGCUGAGAAGUGGGAAGCAGAAAGGUUUGUUUGGCCUCCGACAGCAGAGCAGUGCCCCUUUAAACCAAGGCACAAAAAGAGGCUUCUUUGGUUCUGAAACUAGUCCUAAAAGUGCAUCUCUCACAAGGAAGCAGCCAGAAAGCUUCAUAUAUGGCUCAUCAUCUGUAGAAGCUGUGAUUGACCUGCAGCAAGGCCUAGACCCUCAACUAGAGGCUCAGUUUCCAGAGCUGGGCAGGCUGCUGGAGUGGAUGGUUCGCUGGGCGGAUAGGAGGGUGCUUAUUGGACAUCAUAGUAAAAAGAAAAGAGACCAGGGAGGAGAGGCUGGAGGAAAUGCUGAUGAAGCUGUGGUGAUUCGUGUCAAAGCCUCAGCCCCUGCCAUCCUCACAUCUCUCAGCUUGAUGCAGGUCAGGUUCACGGCUCUCCUAGGGAAUGACCGCUACUAUGCACACAUCCAAAUUCCAGAAACACAAUGGACGGUUGCUCCUGUGCUGCAACCUGAGGUGGAGAGGCAACUAGAGAGAGAGAGCAGUGUUGAUACAGGAUAUCCUGCAUCUGCAAAUACUCCCAUCACCAGCCUGGAUCACAAUUUACACCCAGGAGAGCUGUCUGCUUCUCACUCAGACGAUCCAGAGGAACUUGUACUUCUCAGGAUGCCUCUCCCUAAUGACCAGGAGGAACUGACAUUUUAUUCUCCACAGAGACCGUCCACAUCACAGCAGCUGUGUCUCGAUGAUUUAGAUGUCACACCAGAAAAAGAAGUGAAAAGUAGCAACAGUGAGGGCUUUGAAGAGUCAUCCUCUGUGUCCAAUGGAAAAAUAUUUAGAGACACACCUGAUGCAAGUUUAAAGCUCGCAGACUUGGAUAUGGACGAAAACACUGAAGACAUUUCCAGUUCUGCUUCUCUCCCCAAUCAGGAUAGAAGCAUUCAGUUCAUCUCAGACCCCGAGCCCCAAGCUCUCCCUACCCUAACCCAGCCUGAGGUGGAGGUCCAUGUAGACCUCUCUAGUUCACCUGGAGCGAUUCUUCCAAACACACGUGUGGAAUCCUCGGGCCUUCAGCCACAGAGCUCUGUGGCUGGUGCAUCAACUGAGGCAUCUGCAUUCCCCAAUCUGUCAUUAUCCACUGAGAAUCCACAAAUGAGACAGCGGCUAGGAGAGGACUUAUACAGACUGGUUCAGAAUAUCAACUAUAUGAGCCUGAUGGAGGUUUUGGGAGCUUCAUUUUCUAACCUCCAACAUGCCCAGCAGAGCUCCUCUCUGGCUCAGUCUAACAUAAACUCCUCACACCCUUGUGGGCCUUCGACUUAUGCUACCAGCUUCAACCCUCACCUGAAUCCUAUUCCAGUUCCAACCACCAUUUCUGUGACUCCUCAGACACAAACAUGCAAGCAAAAUUCAGCAGACACAAAUCCUCAGCCCAGCCAGGCCCCUGCACAUGUGUCUGCAGGCCAGCCUGACAUACAAAAUUCAGGGAAAACUCCUCCAGCAGAUUGGCUGCAUCACGGAUCCAGGCAUCUACCCACCACUUCUGAUGGUGUAGGUGCAACCUACCAGGAAAUGCAGCCUCUCUCUGUUCAGCUAGUGUCACCAGAAAUCCACUUUAAGGAAAGCAGGAAGUUAAUUCCAUCCUCACAGGGGCUUCUAUCCACAAAUAGUGGUGCUCAAAGUGCUCCUGCAGUACCACCUUCUUAUGAAAACAAACAAAAUGAUCCUCCACCUCAGUUCCAGGGCCUGAAGUUGCUACAGCUCCACCGUCCUGCUUUACCCCAUCAGAGUGCCUCACACCAUCACCACAUGCUCCACACAUCAAACCCAUCAAAGAAGACAGAAAAGGAAAACAGAAAUGUUUCCUCUCAACAAAGACAACUCAGUUUUAAUCAUACACAUGAUCAUGUAGUCUCUCAACACAACAUCCAGGCAUCAGAGAGAACCAGGGAGAAUGAGUUCUCACCGUUUCCUCCAGUCUUCCCAGCUCACACGCCUGCCCCAAUGCAAGCACUUCGUCUGCUGCGUUUUGAGCCUGCUCCAAACAACAGUGUCACAUUCCCAAAAAUACCAGUGACAUCUUCCUCCAGGUCGGCAUCUGUGAUCACAGUGCCGAGGGGGGAAGCACCCAUCAAGCUUCUACAUUUAAACUCCGGGCCUAAAAUGAUGUUGCCAACAGCGGCUCCUUCAGCCCAAAUGGCACGUCUCAUGUCCAUGGAGGAGCUGACAAAGUCAGUGAUUGCGAGGCAGAGCGGUGAAGAGGCUGGACUCCGGCUGCUCAGAGUUUCUCAUUCUCCUGAAAGCAGCAGAAGAGCUACUACUGCUCUCGCCACAACAUCCAGCAAACGGCAGAAGAGGAGACAGGAGAGGACAAGGACGGCAAGGAAAGCAGAAGUCACAUUCAGACCAAAUGAGUCCAUCAUCCCAACACAAGAGGCAACGAAUGAGCCUGAAAAGGAAGAGCCGACAGCUGAACAAGAGAUCACGGUGGGACAGGAUAAGUCUGCUCAACCUGACUAUAUGCUGACUGGCCAAAGAUUAUUGGACAGGGCCAUGUCCACUUCGGCUGAGCUACAUGCCUUUGCCUCCACGUGUAAGAGACCCCCAGAGUGCUAUGAUGCUUCCACCAACACAGAGCCAGCAGUCUUGGAUGAAGAAGUGCCUGCCUCUGUGAAUGCUCAUAGUCCUAAAUCACAAAGUUCAAGGCAUCUUCAGUUUGUUCAAGACACAGAGGAAACUCCACAGAGGCUGGAGGAAAGUCUUGAUCAGAAUGGCCGCCAGUUCAUAAGUGUUUUGGACCUAGAAGACAAAUCCCAGCACCAGGAUUUACCCCUCUGUCACAGCCCAGAAACACAGCAUAUCCCCUCCACUGGCCCUCCUUUACCUACUUCUGCUCAACUUCAUAUUCUGGCAACAUCUGUUCUAAGAAGUGCUGCUGCUGAUCUGCAACCCUCAGUCACAAAUCAAGAGGAUCUCCAGAGAGCCACCACUCACACAGAUAUCCCAGAAGAGUUGCCGUCAUGCAGCUAUGCUGAACCCGUUAGAGUUCAAGAUGCAGUUAUUCCACAGGAAGUAGCAGAUACCUCUGACUCUGAAAUCUGUCAGGCCAUAAAGAGCCAGAGCGUCAAACCUCACAGUGUCUCAUCGGCGCCUCCUACAGUCUGGUUUUCCUCUCGCCUGUCUGAGCUGGAUUCUCAGUUGGCUGCUUUGCAGAACAUCGCAGACUAUCUAGAGAGAGACUUCUCCAACUCCAGGAUGCUGGUUAACACCAUUGAAAAGUUCACUCCAGCUCCUCAUGUGAAGAAGACACCAGCUGUGAAAAAAACUGUCAGACUCUCCGUCCCACAGGAAGCAUGGAUGCCAACACUCGUCCCAUUAGUUGAACCAAAUGUUUUGGAAACAGAAGAGGAAAAUCAGGAAGAAGAAAUUUUGGUUCAUAGUGAACCAAACACUCCUGAAAGGAAGUCCUCUUUUCGUUAUUCCACUUCUCCUCAUGAUCACAGUGGUCCCUCCAACCUUCACACCCCACCAAGAAUAAGGGACCCUCCAUCUGAGGCUUCAGGAACAACUCCUAUGCAUGCAGAUGAGAAUCUGGGUCACUCUGGGUUAUCUGAUACGGCUGAAAUUUUAGAGGAGCUUGUGAAGGAGGGUUAUCUCUCCCAGACUGACUUGGAUUGGUCCCUUCCUCAGACUGCACACAGAAAGGAGCAGCAGGAAAGCAGCUGGAUGUCACAGAGACAUGUCCGUGGUGAGGAUGAGAGGAGGGAGCUGAGGAUCUGGAUGAGGAGGAAACAGAGGGAACAACUGGCUGUGUAUCAAAAACACAGGGAGAGCCUGAAGGAGAGGGAGAGAAAACCCUUUUCUUCCUCCGGAAAAGCAAAAUUACCAAACAAAAAGGAAACAAAUGCUUGGAGAACCAGGGAGGAAAAAGAGAAAUUAACUCUUCUGGAGCAAUACAACCAGAGGACCCAUGAAGCUUUUUCACUGGCCAAUGACAUUUCUGCUGCUCCACCAACUCUACUACGCUCUCCCUCACGGACCAGAGUUUCACCAGUGACCUCAGCUACUCGAUCCAACUCUGCUCCCCCACCUGGCAGCACUUACAGGGUUUUCAGUGUAUCUGCUGAUGAUAAAAGAAGUCCAAAGUCCGGACAAGCUCAACCCAACCCUCGACCGUGGACUGCUGAGAUGCCUGACCGGCCUUCAGAGGAUUAUAGCAGAAGACUUGGACUACACAGACCAGUUACCUCACUGCCAAAGGACCGUCUGUCUCAGGUGACCAGACGUGGCAUGCUCUCAGAUAUUAAAGGCAAAUCAAAACCUCAGACAUCCAACCAAAGUGUGGUGCGACACGUUGGACACCAUGGAAAGACAGGGCAAAGCAAAAGUCCUCCAAGACGGGUGGCCGUAGGGAGAGGGAUCCUGAGGAUGGAAGAGACGACGGAGAUGAACACCUGGGAGCUCAGUUCAGAUUUGGACAGGGUUCAGAAGUCCAACAAAGUCAAUGCUGAGCAGUUGGGUGAGCAGCAUGAUGGAGCCUCAACUAGUGUGUUUGACAUGGACUGGCUGGACAACCUUUCUGAGACCGGCAGCAGCCUCAGCAAAAUAGACUGGGCCGCCAUCGAGAGGCUAGCAGCUGGAGAGGAAACAGAAUAAAGAUGAUAACACAAAUAAUACUCAGAUGAACCUCUGAGAUUUUAUGUGCCUUUGAAUUACUAAGAAUCGGGUUGAUUUUAAACAAUGGUGAUAGCAGUUAUAUAGAAAUGAUAUAUAUUAAAGCAUUUUGUAUGUCAAAGGGAAAGCCAGAAUACAAUCAAAUAUAUGAUGCUAUCAGUUAAAUUUUUAUAUUAAGUUUCUGUAGAAUGUUUGUUGCACUCAUAUCUGCUUUCAUGCCAUCUCAUAGAAAACUAUUGUGCCAUUUUUGUGUACAUUUUCAUAUAUUUUUAAUUUAUUUUUUGUAAACAUAGGA